Molecule: messenger RNA, 990 nt
Organism: Rhizophagus irregularis DAOM 181602=DAOM 197198
Lineage: Eukaryota; Fungi; Glomeromycota; Glomeromycetes; Glomerales; Glomeraceae
Source: RefSeq, a predicted model, not a curated record
AUGCCAAAAAUGUGGUGUUCCCAUAUUCGUGUUUCAUUUAAGAAACUUCUCGAAUAUAACCCAAGAUUCUUCUCAAAGAAUGAAUAUAUUCAUAUGACUGAAAGAUUAUAUGAAGAUGGGAAAUUCAGACCUGGAAGACGCACAUUUUAUAUUUAUUGCACUGCAUGUGAUUCCUUAGUAUUUAUCUGUGAAAAUACCGAGAAAUGUGCAGAUAAGCAUCUGAAUGAAUGUAUUGCUAAAAUAGAGGAAAGACGUGUUGCAUAUUAUAGAUCUAUAUUAUGGAAACGAAAAAGUAAAAAAGCGCUUAGUGAAGAUGAGAUUGAUGAAAUUUAUGGUAAUAUUUAUUUUAGAUACAGAAAAAGCUCUGAAUUUUAUUGUCCUCGUGCUUCAAAAGAAAUUAAGAAAAGUGUUGCAUAUCGAUUAAUUAAUAGUGCAAAAGUUAUCCAAUGGACUUGGAGAGCUUUCAAGUUGAGACCUGAAACAUGGGCGAAACAAGUUUGGAAUAUGGUAAGAAAUGAUGGUUCUCCCAAUAGAAAGAAAUAUUUAGGUAUAUUUUCACUAGUUGAAAGGAGAAUAAAUCCUCAGACUCAAGAAGAAUAUGAUUUACAUACCGACGAAUAUGUCAACUGCCUUAAAAAAGCAUAUAAUGAAAAUCUUGCUCAAAAAUAUAUUAAAGAAUAUCUAGCCGAACAGGCCACAGGAUACAAGGAAUAUAAUCAUUUUCAUCCUAGUGAUUGGGUAGAAUGGAAGAAAUUCCAGUUAAAUGAUCGCCUAAAUGCUGUAGCAUAUAUAGUUGCUUUUAUAAAAUUGCAUCAACAAGGCUAUAGAAUCGUUACUUUUGGAGAUUGGUCCCUUAUGUUAAAAUGUCUAGCAAAUCCUGAAUAUCACCGUAUUAGCAAAAUAAAUAAUAACAUUGUUGUAGUUAAAAGUUUAGAAUAUGCACGAUAUAUGUGUGAAAUGCAGGCAAACAAUAUCCAUGUGAUUCGCUAG